AUGGACGUCUCGGUGGAGGUUUUACAGAUUUUAGAGCGUUUGCUGGAUGUAAAGAUGCUGAUGGUGUUGUCUAUGACGUGUCGCCCAUUGCUAGAGACUCUCAAAGCGCUCAUCGAGCAGCGAUGCAAGCGUGAAUGCGUGAUGACGUAUUUGUACCCAACGGUGGCAUCCUAUCGCAUGCAGGCGGCAGUUCCAGCAACUUGGAGACAAUUGUACGUGGCAUUUAACAGCUUAAAGGAUUUGUGUUGGCAAGCUUGUCGAGUGGAGGUCACUACUGGUUCAGUGUUUUACAAGCAAAACCUCGUAGAUGCGACGAUAGGUGAAGACCAAAACGUAACGGAGGCCGAAGGUCAUCGUCAAAAGUUGCCAUUUGUGCAGUCGUCACGGCAGAUUUUGAUGGGAAAGUGGAAAUACGGCCAACGGGACAAGGGCCGUGUCCAAGGCGAAAUUAUUCCAUGA
Peronospora belbahrii is the source of this 459-nucleotide messenger RNA. Lineage: Eukaryota; Oomycota; Peronosporomycetes; Peronosporales; Peronosporaceae. The record is from the annotation of a GenBank genome assembly.